CAGCAAUGUCUUUACUUAUCAUAUCGAGUUCGGGAUUUGAAUAAGUAGGAACAUUAUUGUUCUCCUGAAAACAAAAGCAAUCAUGUAUCUGGAGAUCGGAACGUUUUUCGCACAACGAUAAUGAAAAAAAUUUAUAUAUUGUCAGCAACUUUGAUCUGCCAAUAAAAUUUCAAAACAAAUUUAACAGCAUGAACGAAAACAUACGUGAUGCGUGGAAAAAACAACACGGAAAUGAUAUAAAUAUCAAUAUUAAUGAAUUAGCAUAUCCAGGAAGCAACCUAACAUUACAAAAUAUCAAUAGAAAACUUUGGGAUUAUUAUUAUGAAUGUCUAAGAAAAAGAUAUUCUGAUAUUGGUCCAGAGAAGGCAUUACGUCUCUCUUCGUUGUCAGUAUUGGAAGGAACAUCUAUUACUUUAAAAUGCAAUAUCUGCAUUUCACCGAACGAUGCGUACACAAUUGAAUCAAUUGAAUGGUUUUAUCGAGAUAUUCGUGACAUAAAUCCUGAGGAUACGCAAAUAGAUACACUAGAUGAAAAUAUUGUCAUGUCCUCCGACGACGGAGCUCUGACUCUCUAUAAUGUCCAAACAUUUCAAGAAGGUUUAUAUUGGUGUAAAAUGAUAAAUACUUUGUCUGAUUACUAUUAUCUUUAUGUUGCUGACGAGAACGAACCGAUUAUUACGGUACGACCUGAAGAAGCGAUUGAAGCUCAACAUCCAGUACCUCCUUUAAUACUUUACUCAUACGGAUUAAAAGUUUUUUCAACAUGGUCCCCUUGGUCUCCUUGCUCAUUGUGUAACAUGAUUGGCACGCGAGUAAGAUAUGGCCACUGUACAAUAUCUCUUCUAGAACCUCCGCAAGAAAAUAAUGAAGAAUCAAUAGAACAAGUAUCUAAAAAUAUGCUUGAAGAUAUUAGUGAUGAAACAGAAAACGUGGGUGAGCAAUUGACGACUGAAGAAAAAAUAUCGCGUGAACGAUUGAAGAGACUGGCAAGAAAAGUAUUAAGGAUGUUUCAAAAUCAAUUGCCGUGUCGUUCGUCAUUCACUCCUCGGAAAAUUAAAGAAAUUUACGAAAUAAAAACCCGCAAAACAGAAAUAAUGAAGAAAUUUUGUAAAGUUAAAUGUCCACACAAUGUCGUAUAUGAAGUACGAGAUAGGAAUGGCAGAGUAAUAGAAACUGCGAAUAAUAGUGCUGGUAUAUUUUCUUUGGCUCAAGGAGUACCGGAAAUUCAACCAUCUGUAAAACGCAUUACUCUGUAUGAGAAUCACGGGUACAGUUUGAAAUUAAAAUGUCCAGGAAACAUGAACAUCGACUUGCCCAUUGUUUGGAAAAUCGGUACAAAAAUUCUCAACCCAGAGUCAUUACAAAAGCAAUCUUACGGACGUAUAUUUAUAGAUUCACGUCAACAAAUAAAUUUUAAGCAUCUGCGAUAUGCAGAUAUAAAUAUUUACAGUUGCUGGCAGAGAAAUACUCUCGCUGGUGUAAUUCGACUUGAAGUAUCGUAUGAAAUGCCUAAGAAUCUGGACUACCGAGUUAUGAUGCUCGGUGCAAUUCCAUUGAUCUCAGUAUUUCUUUAUGUUUAUUAUCGCGCUUGGCGAGGGCGCAAUCGAUUCAAAAAAAGUGAAAUUGUUGAAAAAUUCUUAUCAAAUAAUAAUAAAAAUAUUUAAUAACACAACAGAGAUGUCGACUUACCGCUAC
Messenger RNA from Microplitis mediator, 1695 nucleotides. RefSeq lists its product as uncharacterized. The record is from RefSeq and is a predicted model, not a curated record. The transcript has 5 exons. Bases 189 to 1664 code for a protein of 491 amino acids. Lineage: Eukaryota; Metazoa; Arthropoda; Insecta; Hymenoptera; Braconidae.